Loxodonta africana (African savanna elephant) is the source of this 1722-nucleotide messenger RNA. RefSeq names its product organic anion transporter 7-like. The record is from RefSeq and is a predicted model, not a curated record. Bases 64 to 1722 code for a protein of 552 amino acids. Gene Ontology annotation, biological process: transmembrane transport. The transcript has 10 exons. Lineage: Eukaryota; Metazoa; Chordata; Mammalia; Proboscidea; Elephantidae. Gene Ontology annotation, molecular function: transmembrane transporter activity.
CCCUUUGAACUUAUCUACAUAGAGUCAUUUUGCCUCUUCUCGGGGAUCACGAACUCAGCCUCAAUGGGAUUUCAGGACCUUCUGCAUCAAGUUGGUGGCCAGGGGAGAUUCCAGAUCCUUCAGAUGGUUUUUCUUCUUAUCUCCAAUGUCAUAGUGCAAAUGCAUGUUCCAUUGGAGAACUUCACUGCUGCCACCCCUGAUCAUCGCUGCUGGGUCCCCAUCCUUGACAAUGACACUGUCUCUGAUAAUGGCACUGGGAUCUUCAGCCAUGAUGCCCUCCUGAGAAUCUCCAUCCCACUGGACUCAAAUCUGAAGCCAGAGAAGUGUCGUCGCUUCCUCCACCCCCAGUGGCAGCUCCUUCAUUUCAAUGAGUCUUCCCUCAACACAAGUGAGCCAGACACAGAGCCCUGUGUGGACGGCUGGGUGUAUGACAAAAGCACCUUCCCCUCAACCACUGUGGCUAAGUGGGACCUGGUAUGUGAAUCUCAGUCACUGAAAUUGGUGGCUCAAUUCCUAUUCAUGUUUGGAAUGCUGCUGGGAGGACUUAUAUGUGGCCCUCUCUCAGACAGGUUUGGGAGGAGGUUGAUUCUCAGAUGGUGUCUCCUCCAGAUGGCCAUUACUAACACGAGUGUGGCCUUUGCUCCCUCAUUCCUCGUUUAUUGCUCACUAAGAUUCUUGACUGGGUUUUCUACCACAAGCAGCAUGUCAAAUGCUAUUAUGCUCAUAAUAGAGUGGUCACUGCCCAAAUUCCAAGCCAUGGGGGUGAUGCUGGUAACCUGUUCCUUUAGCACUGGGCAUAUGAUCCUGGGAGGCCUGGCUUUUGCCUUUCGAGAGUGGCACAUGCUUCAGCUGGUGGUGUCUGUGCCAUUAUUUGCCGUCUUUCUGUCCUCGAGGUGGCUGGCAGAGUCUGCUCGAUGGCUGAUUGUCAGCAAUAAACCAGAGGAGGGCUUAAAGGAACUUAGAAAAGCUGCACACAUUAAUGGAAUAAAGAAUGCUGGAGAAACUCUGACCAUGGAGGUUUUGAGAGCCACCAUGCAGGAGGAGCUGGAGGCAGCACAGAACAAACCUUCUAUGUCUGAUGUGUUCCACACACCCAUUCUAUGUAAAUGGAUCUGCCUUAUGGUUUUUAUGAGAUUUGCAACCACCAUACCCCUUUUUGGCCUGUUGCUCAACAUCCAGCUCCUGGGGAGCAAUGUUUUCCUGAUCCAAGUUCUUUUUGGCAUCGUCUCCCUCCCAGGCCAAGGUCUGGCACUUUUGGCCAUGAAACAUACUGGACGUCGAGGAAGCCAGGCUUUUUUCAUGUUCCUGUUGGGUGCCUGUAUUCUGCUCCUCACAUUUAUGCCUCAAGAAAUGCAGACCCUGAAUGUGGUUUUGGCAACUGUGGGAAUGGGCGCUGCUUCUGCCAUUACCACCUGCUCCAUUGCUCACUCCAAUGAACUUUUCCCCACGGUGAUCAGGGCAAGAAUUUCAGGAAUCCUCGCAGUGGCUGCUUGUAGUGGGGCAGCCGUCGCUCCCCUUUUGAUGACCCUAGCAGUGUUUUCUGUCCCCCUGCCCUGGAUCAUCUAUGGAGUCUUCCCCAUCCUGGCUGGCCUUGUUGUCCUUCCCCUUCCAGAAACCAGGAAUCAGCCUCUGCCUGACACCAUCCAGGAUAUAGAAAAUAAGAGAAAAGUGUUAAGAAAAUCAAAGCAGGACCAUACCUGCGUGAAAGUGACGCAGUUUUAA